AUGUCCGAAAAAGUUAUCAAUCCUCAAGUUUCAUGGGCUCAAAGGUCUAGCACCACUGAUCCAGAGAGAAAUUACGUCUUAAUGACCGUGUCAAUUGCUGACUGUGAUGCCCCAGACUUAACUAUCAAACCAACUUACAUUGAAUUGAAGGCUCAAUCAAAGCCUCAUGUCGGUGACGAGACUGUUCAUCAUUAUCAACUGCAUAUUGAUCUGUAUAAGGAAAUCAUACCUGAAAAAACAAUGCAUAAAGUCGCUAAUGGUCAACACUAUUUCUUGAAACUGUACAAAAAGGAUUUGGAAGCCGAAUACUGGCCACGUUUGACAAAGGAAAAGAUGAAGUACUCUUACAUCAAGACUGAUUUCGAUAAAUGGGUCGAUGAAGAUGAACAAGAUGAAGUCGAAGCUGAAGGUAACGAUGCCGCCCAAGGCAUGGACUUAAGCCAAAUGAUGGGUGGUGCUGGCGGCCCUGGUGGCGCUCAAGGCAUGGACUUCAGUCAAAUGAUGGGCGGUGCUGGCGGCCCUGGUGGCGCUCAAGGCAUGGACUUCAGUCAAAUGAUGGGCGGUGCUGGCGGUGCUGGUGGAGCUCAAGGCAUGGACUUCAGUAAAAUGAUGGGCGGUGCCGGAGGUGCCGGCUCUCCAGAUAUGGCUCAAUUGCAACAAUUAUUGGCCCAAAGUGGUGGUAAUUUGAACAUGGGCGAUUUCCAAGAAAAUGACGAAGGAGAUGAGGAAGAUGAAGAAGAACCGGAAGUGAAAGCAUGA
Messenger RNA from Saccharomyces eubayanus, 759 nucleotides. RefSeq names its product Hsp90 cochaperone SBA1 (gene SBA1). Gene Ontology annotation, molecular function: Hsp90 protein binding; protein-folding chaperone binding. The record is from RefSeq and is a predicted model, not a curated record. Bases 1 to 759 code for a protein of 252 amino acids. Gene Ontology annotation, biological process: chaperone-mediated protein complex assembly; protein folding. Gene Ontology annotation, cellular component: nucleus; cytosol. Lineage: Eukaryota; Fungi; Ascomycota; Saccharomycetes; Saccharomycetales; Saccharomycetaceae. The transcript has a single exon.